Messenger RNA from Nymphaea colorata (pocket water lily), 2023 nucleotides. RefSeq names its product spliceosome-associated protein 49. The transcript is spliced from 4 exons. Gene Ontology annotation, molecular function: RNA binding. The record is from RefSeq and is a predicted model, not a curated record. Bases 364 to 831 code for a protein of 155 amino acids. NCBI's taxonomy places the organism in Eukaryota, Viridiplantae, Streptophyta, Magnoliopsida, Nymphaeales, Nymphaeaceae.
UAACCAGAGUUAGGCGUUUCAGAGACGGAAGUCUUGAUCCUUGGUUUGCUCUGGUGCUGUCCGGGGAGAGGCGAGAGCGAUAAUAAAUAAACGGAGAAGACGUCGGCUUUGAUCUCGGAAAUCGGUCUUUUCGAGGGAGUCGCCAUCUCCUUCCUCUUGUCAUCUCCGUCUAGGGUCUAGGGUGCUUCUACCGAUAAAAGAGAGGAAGAGAGAGUGGUCAGUGGAGGGAAUUUGUGAUCGCCAUCUCGGCGAUUCUUUGCAGGGUUCGGAUCGUCGCCGAUAGUCGUCACGCGCAGGGAUCUGUUAGAUCUGACGAAAAACUCUCGAGCGGCGCCUCGAUUUUUUUGCUCGAUUUCCCUGGGAAUGGCUGGAAAGAAUCCUGCUUGCACCGUUUUCAUUGGUAAUCUGGAUGAGAAGGUGAGCGAAAGAGUUCUUUAUGAGAUAAUGAUUCAAGCUGGACGUAUUGUAGAUUUAUAUGUCCCAAAAGAUAAGGAAACAAAUCGCCCCAAGGGGUUCGCCUUUACAGAGUAUGAGAGUGAGGAGAUCGCUGAAUAUGCUGUGAAGCUUUUCUCUGGCUUGGUGUCUCUUCAUAAGAGGACCCUACGGUUUGCGAUAUCUGGUCAGGAUAAAAGGCCUGCUAAUAACUUGGCCACUACAGUCAAUAAAACCUCAGAUUUGCCUCAUCUUUCUACUCCAUCACAAAAUGUGAAUAUUCAGCAACAGUCUACCCAGGUGAUGACGCCGUGCAGGUUUUCUGCAUACCCACAAUAUAAUUUUCCACCAGGCAUCUCAUUCAAAAUCGACUCCAAUCUACAACCCUGUGUAUUAUGAAUACAAAGUUUGCAGCCAACGGUGAAAUGGUUGUGCAAGCAUUUCUGAAGAGGGUAUACAGUGAUGGCGCAACCUGAACUCUGGACAUUGAAUGCCAAGACAAGCAGGCGAAGGGUACGACAGGGUCUUAGCAAUAAUGUUUUGAGGAGUGGCAGUCAAUGGUAUCUCCUUAGAAGGUUUGUGGUUAACGCAUCUGAGGCAUUUCAUCAAAACAAUAUGACUAUAAAGGAGCUAUAAUUGAACACAUGAGGGAACAAAUAUCCACUGAACUGGAAUUGACAGGAGGGAUAUCAAUAACUCCGGUUUGGUCCGGAUUGGAUAUGCAAUUGAAGUGACUCAAAAUUGGUUAGGGGACAAAACUUUUAGCAGAGUUUGCAUGACAUUCCAAACGUUUUGGAGCCAAAUGGUACUUUUUAAAUGCCGACUUUUUCAGAGGGUUCGGUGAUGUGAAAAUCUGGUUUUCUCGAAAAUGAGUUUUGGAACACAACACAUAAACCUAAUUUCCCUACGUUAUUAAAAAAAUGGGUUUAGGGUGUGUGAUUCAACACAACACAUAAGCCAAUUAGAAGAUCUCAAUUCUUAUUUUGCAAAACAAGUGUUCUUAAAAAGCCAGUUUGUGGGAAGAUGGCUUUUUAAUCCUUUUUGAAAACUUGAUUUAGUCCACUAAAAACUUUUUUUCUCUGGUAAGUUUAUCAGGUUAUUCAUUUUUUUUGGUAAACCAGACUUUCUGAAAACUCAUUUUUGAGUAAACUGUUGUUGUUAGUCAUGCAAACACCAUAAAAAUACUAUUAUGGAGUUUUAUCCAAAACAUUAUCUUAACCUCUAAUCAAGACCUUGGGUUGGGAUCAGGUUUGGAUUUUGUUUGAAACAAAUAUUCAAUCCAACUUGAUUCAGAUUUGGAUUUAGUUUCAAAUGAAUAUCCUACAAUUUAAAAAUUGGUUUCAAAGACGUUGUAGUGACGUGCGUAUCCUAUUUAAAAGCUGAUUUAGGCUGUAAAUUUAAAGUAUUAUUGGAUUCAGAUUAUGAAUUUGAAUUUGGAUUCAAAUACGGUGUGAAUUUUUUUCCGUUCAUAUUCAAAUCUGUAUUGGAAUUUUCAUUUUUGAAAAAACUGGUUUUGUUGUCAUACAAACUCUCUAAAAAUGCUAUUAUGGAGUUUUAUCUUAGGCACUAAGAACUUGGUUUGGUGUCGGGU